AUGAAAAACCACCGUGACACUAAACACAUAAGUUUUACACUUGUAAAAUUUGUGGUGUCCUUUUUGUUAAUCCACAUUUGUGCCAUUAGUGUAAGAAAAAAUGUAAAAAAAAGUAGAAUCAUUAUGCACCAAAAUGACAAUAGUGAAAUACCAAUAGAAAAAGUAGUCCCUUACUUUUCGGAGGAGACAAGCAUGUUCGAAAAUUACAUGGUGAAAAAGGUAAGCCAUCAAGAAAAUAUAUGUAUAAACUCAAUUCGAAGUAAUAAAAACUUAAAUGCAUCCAUGGAACAAAUGAUAAAGUUAGAAAAUCAGACACAUGCUAUAGAAGUGGGGAACAAGAGAAACAUUUAUGGCUACACAAAUAAUCUUUUACGAGAUGGAAACUAUCAACUGUCUAAUAUCGCAUUAACAUUUAAGGUACCUAUAAAUCAUGAAAUGUGUGAAUUUAAUUCCUUUAAUAAUUACAUUCUUUAUGUUAAUUAUUUGAAGAGUGUAAGUUUUGAAGAAAUCAAAACCAAGUUACAAAAAGGCGUUUUUAUAUUAAUAAAAUUACCUGAGGGUUACGACUUAAAUAAAUCCGUGGCUGCAUUUAUGGGGGAUAAAUAUUCUUUGUCAACAGGCACACUAGAAAAUGAUUACAUAAAAAUUAAUAUUUCAAAUGCCAUUCAGUAUAACAUAUGUCAGAAAGAAAACCACAACGAGGCGAACAAAUCGGCUGAGGCCAAUGAGGGUGACAAAGUGGAUACGUACGUUCUUGGGAAGAGCGUCGAAUUUGUUCUUUUUACUUCGCACGAGUUGAGUGAUAUUAUUUUGUUUUCACCAGAAAUAAAGGACCCGCAGUUUCUACAUAAUUAUAAAAAUAUGAGGAAUAUUGUGAAGCUUAAGAAAAAACUAAAAGAGAAGCUCACCCAAUGGGAGGAGUGGUCUCCAUGCUACAGCGUGUGCAGCGACGAUUUUUCAUACAGUUGCAGGCGGAACAAAUGCCUGGAGGAAGAUGCAGACUUUUGCGAUAGGUAUUUUAACCUCAAAUUUCGGAAAUGUCAAUCGGCUGCUUGCCAAGUCUUGCUAAAAGAAAAAGUUAAUGAAGUCCCAAAAGAAGCUGUCCAGGAAGGUGAAAAGAAGGAGGACAAAGCUGAGGAAGUAAAGGAUAAAAAGGUUGAUGCGGGUGCUGAUGCCGAGGCUGAUGCCGCCACCGCACCUGCUAAUGCUGAGGUGAAGGAAGCGGAAAAGACACAGGUACAGGUGGAGAACCAUGCAUCAGCAGAGGAGGAGGAUGGUUAUUUAGACGCACUAAGGUUUAGACGACGAAAGGAAAAGAAAGUGAACUUCUUUAUGUGGAUAAUGAAUAGUAAAAAUAAGACAACAAUGAACAUGGAACAUGGGUGUACAAGCGCGAACAGCAUCGUUGUGGAAACAUGCUCAGUGGGAUUACAAAGCGACAAUCAUACGCACACACCAUUGUAUAAUGUAAGCCUACACAAGAAUGCAUAUAAAAAAAUGGCACUCGGAUUAGUCUUAUUUUUACUGGGAGCUAUAAUUUUCGGAUGCAUAUAUUGCUAUGUAAGCUCCAAUCUAGGAUUUCAUAAUGAUGAGGAAUAUUGUGUGUCAAAGUACAGACCUCAGGCGAUGAAUUAA
Molecule: messenger RNA, 1635 nt
Organism: Plasmodium fragile
Lineage: Eukaryota; Apicomplexa; Aconoidasida; Haemosporida; Plasmodiidae
Exons: 5
Coding region: 1-1635 (544 amino acids)
Source: RefSeq, a predicted model, not a curated record